This is a messenger RNA of Durio zibethinus, 2027 nucleotides long. NCBI's taxonomy places the organism in Eukaryota, Viridiplantae, Streptophyta, Magnoliopsida, Malvales, Malvaceae. The record is from RefSeq and is a predicted model, not a curated record.
UUCUACUCCAAGGUAGGAAUUUAGGAUAGCCAACUUUUUCUUUGUACUAAAAAACGCUUGUCAUCAGCUUAAAAAAAGACAAAAACACUUCUGAUCUCCGCCGCGUGUCCGCCAGAUGUCAUUCUUUUAAAAGGGACCCGAAACGAAAAUGACAAUUUCCGGUGAAACUGUAAAACACAAGCACGACCCCCCAUCCCCUCUCUCCCAAAAACCUUUCCCCAAAUAUCUCAGGAUUUUUCAUACUUCAUUUUACUCUUGGGCUUAGGGCAACCCCAUUUCUUUACGGAUUCUUUAAUGUCGAAAAAAAUUCCUGAAGAAAUCGACUUAAAUUGUGAUGCUGUUCUGGUUGACCGAGAGAAUGAGGAUAAAGAUGUAAAUGGUGGGGAGGCCGAAACCGUAACGGGACGAAUAGUUGAUGCGGGGGUUUGGGACAUUGGGGAGGAUAAUGAGUCGGCUGGUGAUGGGGUUGCUGAGUCACGGAAAGAAAGCGAAAUUGAGAGCGUAAAAAAUCCAGGGAUUGAUUUGGAAGCUGAUAGUGGAUCUUUAGGUGAAGAGGUGGAUGAUGAAGUUAGCACCAAGUUGAGCUUGGGUGGAAUUUCUUUGAUGGAGGUUGAUGGAGGAUCAAGAGGAACUGGAAAUGGAGAAAGCGUUUUUAUGGAAGACGAGAAACCAGUGGAGACUGAAGAAAUGGCUGUGAGGUCUCCGGGUGGGGUAGCCGAGGACCUUAAUGUUAGUGUCUGUCCUAAUGAGGACUCAUUGAUAGAGGGGACUAGUGUUCCGUCAAGCUCAAUUGCUGAUAAUACCAUUCAGUCUGAUAUUGCUCCUGAUUCAGGUUCUGCUGAUGAGAAGCCCCUUUCUUUGGCUUUAGGCCAUGAAAAUUCUUUACCUUGUGGCAACCAGAACAUAAGUUCAAAGGAAGAAUCUUCUAGCAGAUUAGAAAGUCGGGAUAUGGAAAUUGAUACACCCGAUGAUACCAACAAAAAUCAAAUCAAUGCCAUCUGUGGUGAAGGAGACAGGGUUCUUCAGAAUGAAGAAAAUAGGUCUAAUCUGUCAAAUGAUGCAGUAGACUUGAAUCAAUGUACAAGCAUAGAUGAGGAUGUAUUGCUUGAUGUUAAUGCAAAACCAGAAAAACCAGAAGAACGAGAUUUUUAUGUCUCUGAUUUAGUGUGGGGCAAAGUAAGAAGUCAUCCUUGGUGGCCUGGACAGAUAUUUGAUCAUUUAGCUGCAACGGCAAAGGCGAAGAAGUAUUUUAAAAAGGACUGUUAUUUGAUUGCAUAUUUUGGUGAUCAGACAUUUGCUUGGAAUGAAGCAUCACGGAUCAAGCCCUUCAUGCCCAAUUUCUCACAUAUGGAAAAGCAGAAUAACAUGGAAGAGUUUCAAUAUGCUGUUGAUUGUGCUUUGGAUGAGGUUUCUAGACGGGUAGAGUUUGGUCUGGCCUGUUCUUGCAUUUCUGAGGAAGCAUAUGCCCAGGUCAAAACUCAGAUAAUUGUUAAUACUGGGAUCCGGGAAGAAUCUAGUAGAAGAGAUGGUGGGGACAGGUUUUCAAGUGCUGCUUUUUUUGACCCUUUUGAACUUGUUGAAACUAUGAAAGCAUUGGCCCAAUCACCUUAUUAUAGCGAGGUUGAUAGACUGCAAUUCAUAAAAUCGCAGGCACAAUUGUUGGCAUUCCUUCGCUGGAAGGGUUACUCUAAGCUACCAGAAUUUCAAAAUCUUUGCGGAUUGGAUACUGAUGCGAAGAUCCCUCUCUCUAAGGAAGUGAAGAAAUGUAGCAAACUGAUUGAAAAUGAUGUUCCUAGUGUCAAAGUUGACAAAGAGAAGCCAGAGAGUCGAGGUGGCUCAUGUCAUAAACGAAAGAAAAUCCCUACAGUUUCCAGCAAAAGCGAGAAGAGCUUGUCGGAGUUUAUAGCUGAGAGGCGCUUGAGUUUGCAAAAUGGUAAAAGGAAAUUGAAUAACAAAACUGGUGACAAGUUAAUUUCUUCAUCCCCAGCUAAAAACUAAAGGCUGUUGGCUCUGUGCAUGAUGGCUCA